AUGGGCCAGAAGCGCCAGUACUUCGUCUGCAAGUGCGGGGCGUGGACGUGGGCAGACAAGGUGCACAGUAGCCCUUACUGCCAGUGCGGCAAGAAGUGGCCGGCACCUGCUCUCAAGCAGAACGGCAGCCCGCGGCCACCGAAGAGUGACUGGCACGUCCUGUACCCCGGUAGGGGUGCCCACAGCCUUGGUGAGCUCGAGCUUGGCCUUUUCCACCGCGUUCUCUGCCUCGUGGAUCUUCUCGGUUGUCUCCUGGAGCUCCUGCAGCUGAAGGCGGCGGGAGCUGGCCUUGGUGAGAUCCUUGUUGGAUUGCAUGGCCUUUUCCCCCGGAGACGGCUCCGGACCAGUGGUUGCCUCCACCAGUGCCGUGCGGAUGUCCUCCGGCAGGUCAUCCUGGCGCUGUACCAACAGGCUCAGGAGAGGGUCGGUCUGGGACUCGACCGCAUCGACAAGAAAGAAAGGCGCGAGGAGGAACGCCGCUUGAAGCGCGCCGUCACGACAAUCUGGGACCAAAUCCCGGAGGAUGCACGUGCGCGCCUCACACAAGCGGGAUGGAAAGGACCUCCCAAGCAAAAGGAUGCGGUCGAGUCCCAGACCGACCCUCUCCUGAGCCUGUUGGUACAGCGCCAGGAUGACCUGCCGGAGGACAUCCGCACGGCACUGGUGGAGGCAACCACUGGUCCGGAGCCGUCUCCGGGGGAAAAGGCCAUGCAAUCCAACAAGAAUCUCACCAAGGCCAGCUCCCGCCUCCGAGUGCUGAUCCACAAGAAGAUCAAGCUACUCGAGAGCAUAGAGGAGGCGAAGGAAUCCCUCCGCCUUCAGCUGCAGGAGCUCCAGGAGACAACCGAGAAGAUCCACGAGGCAGAGAACGCGGUGGAAAAAGCCAAGCUCGAGCUCACCAAGGCUGUGGGCACCCCUACCGGGGUACAGGACGUGCCAGUCACUCCUGAGCCAAUGGAUGUGGACGAACUGGUCACCAUCCUUGGCCUGACCCUUUCUGACGAGCAGCAGGAGAAGCUGGCCGAAUACCGCGCCAAAACCCACAAAAGGCAGAGGCCUUCCGAGGUUGGCGCGCCUCCGGGGCUGCCUGCUUUCCACCUUGGCUUGCAAGGCACGCAGCCGACAACCUACAGGGCGUCAACCCCUGCCGGCCGCACCCGCCGGCCCGGCCGGUCAGUCCAAGGGGGCUGA
This is a messenger RNA of Symbiodinium sp. CCMP2592, 1191 nucleotides long. The record is from the annotation of a GenBank genome assembly. Lineage: Eukaryota; Dinophyceae; Suessiales; Symbiodiniaceae.